CGGCUGCCGGACAAUCCCCACUAACAAGUCCAGGGGCGACGAGACGAGCAGAUGGAGAGACUCGACAACCUGUUGACAACACCAUGACAUAGACCUACAGCUCCCAAGAUAAGCCCAUUCACUUUUUUUUGAUUUACGUUUAUUAUAAGUGCGCUGUCUGUGUACGCCGCCCCUCUGGGAGGAGGAACGUGUCGGUCCUGACAAGUUAAGUUUUCAAAGCUUCUUACCGCGAAAGUGAAACAGCGGUGUGUGACAUGUUGUUUUCCCACACGAGUUCUGCAGCAGCCUACUGUACCGGACACACUUGGAAGGAUUCAAACUCGGAAAUAAAAAAAGAAACGAAUGGAGAAGAUGACACAUGCGAAGUUGUUCUCGAAGCCCGCUCUUGCCAACGCUCGUUGGGUUCAAUGGAAAAGUGAAGUUUGGACGCUUCGCCACAAUACGGAGAGCAGCAGGUGACGCAGACCCGUGCAGCGGCAGAAGCAGCCCCGCUGAAAGACUCCGGGCUGUACCGUCACCAGCGGUUUCACAAAAGGGACCAGUGAAAUGGUUUCGAGUUGUCAUACAAACUGGAAAGACAUAACUUAAAGGGGACCUUUUUUUUUUUUUUGGUCUUUGAUUCUUCAACGACAACAAACCAACAUGCAACUGUUGAGUUUACUGUGUGUCAUGGUUGCGUUUUGGAAGUCGUGCUUGACCAACAGGAGCUGUCCGGAUCUGAUCAUUGACAGCUGUCACUGCCCCGCUGAGAGGUCAAAGCAAUUAAGCAGACUUCCGGUUCGCAUCAAAGUGGUGUGUGAUGAUGUGGAGUUAAUGGAUACAUUACAGCCCAGCUUUCUACCGAACCAAACUGUCGCCCUGAUCCUGAGCAACAACAAGAUCUCCCUCCUGAGGAACGGCUCCUUCUACGGACUGGCUGCCCUGGAGAAGCUGGACUUGAGGAAUAAUUUGAUAAGCACAGUGGAGCCGGGGGCUUUCCGAGGUCUAGUGGCUUUGAAGAAACUGGACCUCUCCAACAACAGGAUCGGCUGCCUCUCCGCCGAGAUGUUCCUAGACCUGGGAGCCCUCUCCAAACUGAAUCUAUCUGGAAAUAUUUUUUCCACGCUGACCGUGGGGCUGUUCUCUCACCUGGCUGCUCUCAAAGUGCUGUAAGGCAAACACACUCAAUACCUGGCUUCCACCGGAGAUCAGAUUGGAUUUGUUCAUCAAA
Gadus chalcogrammus (walleye pollock) is the source of this 1210-nucleotide messenger RNA. Its product is annotated as adhesion G protein-coupled receptor A2-like. Gene Ontology annotation, biological process: cell surface receptor signaling pathway. Lineage: Eukaryota; Metazoa; Chordata; Actinopteri; Gadiformes; Gadidae. Bases 643 to 1152 code for a protein of 169 amino acids. The transcript is spliced from 5 exons. The record is from RefSeq and is a predicted model, not a curated record. Gene Ontology annotation, cellular component: postsynaptic density; plasma membrane; glutamatergic synapse. Gene Ontology annotation, molecular function: protein binding.